AUGGCGAAUAGAGAAGAAACUUUGCGGCAAUUCUGUGAUGUUACAGGGGCUGACGAAAAUCGUAGUAAAUUUUUCUUGGAAUCUUCAAACUGGCAAUUGGAGGUUGCACUGUCAAGCUUCUAUGAACAUGGUGGAAAUGUAGAAGAUGUUCCAAAUCCAGAGCCUGUAUCUGCAUCACCUCAGCCUAUGUCAGAGAGUGAUAUGGACUCGCCGCCUGGCUCUCCAGAAAAAUCGCAGAAAAAAGACAAAAAGAAAAAGUCAAACACUAAGUUUGCUACGUUGGAUACACUGCAACAAGAUAGCUCUAGUGAAGAAGACGAAGGACAGGCGUUCUAUGCUGGUGGCUCUGAAAGGUCGGGACAGCAGAUCCUUGGCCCUGGGAAAGGACGUAAGGAUAUCGUCUCAGAAAUGUUCAAAAGCGUUAGAGAACGCGGUGCAGUGGUGUUUGAUGAUGAGCCGACGUCGACAAGUCGCGGUCGGGGUGGUGUCUUCGCUGGUGCUGGAUACAGACUUGGCCAAACUGCAGAUGACCACGAACAAGUCACACCAGCAAAAGCAGCACAAGCAGAGCAGACUCGCUCAGUCCGGCUGAGGCUGUACCGAGAGGGGUUCACUGUGAACGAUGGCCCUCUCAGGCAAUUCACUGAUCCGGCGAACGCCGAGUUUCUCAGCUGUAUUCGUAGAGGUGAAAUUCCACCAGAAUUGUCUGGAGGCGGUGAAGUGAGGGUCAGCCUUGAGGAUCGAAGACACGAGGAGUGUCCCCGGCCUGUAUCCAAGACACAGGCCUUCGCCGGGAAAGGGCAUAUGUUGGGCAGCCCGACGCCUGCCACAGUGGGAGCCACGGUGCCCGUCGCCUCCCAGCCCGGCGACCGCGACGCGAAUCAACGAUCUGCGCAGGAGUCGGUCGCACUGGAUGAAAGCAAUCCCGUCACUACAGUACAGUUCCGCCUAGCAGACGGCAGCCGGCUGACCGGUCGUUUCAACCACUCGCACACAGUGGAAGACCUGUACCAGUACGUGUCGAGGGCUGAACCCAGCUACCAGAUCCAACCCUUCGUGCUCCUCACCACAUUCCCCAGCGCUGAGCUAUCUGAUCGCUCCGCCACUCUCGCUACAGCCAAUCUACUGAACACCACUGUACUGCAACGGCUUAAAUAA
Leptosia nina is the source of this 1158-nucleotide messenger RNA. The record is from the annotation of a GenBank genome assembly. Lineage: Eukaryota; Metazoa; Arthropoda; Insecta; Lepidoptera; Pieridae.